Molecule: messenger RNA, 1072 nt
Organism: Octodon degus (degu)
Lineage: Eukaryota; Metazoa; Chordata; Mammalia; Rodentia; Octodontidae
Product: glutathione S-transferase theta-1-like
Exons: 5
Coding region: 108-833 (241 amino acids)
Biological process (GO): glutathione metabolic process
Cellular component (GO): cytoplasm
Molecular function (GO): glutathione transferase activity
Source: RefSeq, a predicted model, not a curated record
CGGGCGUGUCCGCGCCUGGCUUGCUUCGAAGGCCCAGACCCGAGACCCUGCGCGGGAGUUUUUGCAGUGUUCCGCAAGUUAGCGAGUCUGGUCCCGCUCUCUCCGUCAUGUGCCUGGAGCUUUACCUGGACCUGCUGUCCCAGCCCUGCCGCGCCAUCUACAUCUUCGCCAAGAAGAACGGUAUCCCCUUCCAGCUGCGCACCGUGGAGCUGCGCAAAGGCCAGCACCUCAGUGAUGAUGCCUUUGCCCGGGUGAACCCCCUGAAGAAGGUGCCAGCCCUGAAGGAUGGGGACUUCACCUUGACUGAGAGUGUGGCCAUCCUACUCUACCUGGUGAACAAGUACAGGGUCCCUGACUACUGGUACCCUCAGGACCCACAGGCCUGUGCGCGUGUGGAUGAGUACCUGGCAUGGCAGCACACGACCUUGAGGAGAAACUGCCUCCGGGCCCUGUGGCACAAGGUGAUGUUGCCUGUUUUCCUGGGUGAGCAAGUACCUUCUGAACUGCUAGCAACCACCUUGGCAGAGUUGGAUGAGACCCUGCAGGUGCUCGAGGAGAAGUUCCUCCAGCACAAAGCUUUCCUUGCUGGGCCCCAGAUCUCGCUGGCUGACCUGGUAGCCAUCACGGAGCUGAUGCAUCCCGUGGGGGCUGGCUGCCAAGUCUUUGAAGGCCGGCCGAAGCUGGCUGCGUGGCGCCGGCGAGUGGAGGCCACAGUCGGGGAGGACCUCUUCCGGGAGGCCCAUGAAGUCAUCCUGAAGGUGAAGGACACACCACCUGCUGACCCCACCAUAAAGCAGAAGAUGCUGCCUAAGGUGCUGGCCAUGAUCCGGUGAGCUGGGAAGUCUCACCUCUGCUGUGCCCCAGAGUGCGGCUUAAGGAGCGCCUUUAUUUCCACUGCCCAGACAGCAAGCAGGACUGGCUUGCCCUUGAAAUAUCACACCGUGGCCUCCCCAGGCCAGAGGUCCAUCCCCUCUCCCAUUUCCAUAGCAGCCUGAAAACGACCCAUGAUGCAUGUCCAAGCCUUUAAUCACUACAUUGUGUAAGUUUAUAUAAUAAACCUAGGCCCUAUCUG